GUGUAACUCUUCUUGGCCUGGAGUACAGUUUAAGUGGUGGUCGUGGUUAUGUCCUCGCAAACAACAUCGUCGGAGGCGGAGCCGGGCGGCGGCGGCACCGGCGGCACAACAACAUCAACAACAAUUAAAGAAACCCCUUCGACAGUCUUUACAGAACAAUUAAUAUCCGAUUAUGUGGAAUACCUCAAAGUCGAUUGUUCACUCGAAAAAACUCAUUUUGCUGAGAGUAUUGAAGAAAUGCUAACAAAACUGGAUGAGUUCUGUGGACUUGUUGAUAUGAUUCGAGGAGACACAACAUUAUGUUUAUAUAAAACUAUGCCAGAGAUUGAAGUGAAAGCCAGUGAGAUGCAACGAUUAUUUGUUAAAAUUGAUCAACUUGAGGAAUUAGUAACAAUUGUUUCAAAAAAUGUCAGUUUGAUGGAAGAGCAAGUGAACAAAGCUGAAGCAAAGAUGGGUUCUUUCAGCGGCAUCAAGAAGAUGAUUACCUCUCUUGUUAGUCCAAAACACAGUGCUGCCAGAAAUAAAUCUCAAGACCAGUAUCAUCCACCAGAGAUAUUCAACACUUCUGAUUUUUUCCCUAAACAAUCCUAACUAUUUCUGUUGCCUGCCUCUUCCUUUCUUUCUUUCUCAUCUCUCCCCCACCCUCUCUGUACAUAGCUGUGAUGAGAUUUCAGUUCCCAGCAUCACUUUUGUUUAUAUAAACAAAACAGUAACGGGACCUUCUUGCCUUGUAAACAAGCUCUUGUCAAUUCACACAACUUUUGGCAAAAUGCCUCAAAAUCAUGUUUUCACUUAUAUUUUUGUCUUGUGUGUGAGAGAGAAAGAGAGAGAGAGAAUAACCACUUUUAGACAUUUACGAUUGUGGUAAAUAAUUUAUUUUAUAUCUGAAAUAAGUGAGGAAGCAACUCAAAAAUUAAAUUGAAUCACAUCAUAAAUACUGUGUUUUCUAUAUUUUCUAUUAUAUUAAACAAACUCAGCUCAUAAAGCUGAGGUUUCUACCAUUUCCUUCAGCAUGAAAGUCGAUGAGAAACCUACCUUAUUCUGUAGAAUACAGUGCUUUGGGUGUGACAGGAUUUUGAGCUGAAAGUGAAGUGACAUGCAACUGUUAAAGCAAACUUAUUGUGUGAGUCUGCUCUCUCAUAUUUCACAUGGAAUUAAGGAACUUUGAAUGAUCCAUCAUAGCAAACCAUCGGGAACAAGGCUAUUAUAUAUGAAUUAUUGAUAUUUAGUAACAAUUGGAGUGGAUACUAAAACAGGAAAUAUUGAACAGUAGAGGUGAUUGGUUGAUAAAAUUUAAAUCCAUUUUUAAAUUGUGUCUCCAGAACAUUCAGAAUAUGAAAAAUAAAAAAAUGGGUAAAAAUUAUUCCAAACAAAGGCAGUGCCAGUGAAGUGUUUAUCAUGAGCAGUGACAUUGUUUCUACAAUCUAAACUAAAGACCUUUACUUUAAUAUUUGGCAAAAUAAACUUUGUUGGGUUUUUUUUUUGUUUAUUUUUUGUCAUCAAUCAAGGAGUAAUGGAACAAUAAAUCUUUAAUUUAUGAA
Octopus sinensis (East Asian common octopus) is the source of this 1541-nucleotide messenger RNA. RefSeq names its product biogenesis of lysosome-related organelles complex 1 subunit 4. Gene Ontology annotation, cellular component: BLOC-1 complex. Lineage: Eukaryota; Metazoa; Mollusca; Cephalopoda; Octopoda; Octopodidae. Bases 49 to 591 code for a protein of 180 amino acids. The transcript has 5 exons. The record is from RefSeq and is a predicted model, not a curated record.